Cavia porcellus (domestic guinea pig) is the source of this 4506-nucleotide messenger RNA. RefSeq names its product ubiquitin like modifier activating enzyme 6 (gene Uba6). The record is from RefSeq and is a predicted model, not a curated record. The transcript is spliced from 33 exons. Gene Ontology annotation, molecular function: ubiquitin activating enzyme activity; FAT10 activating enzyme activity. The coding region runs from base 581 to 3646 and encodes 1021 amino acids. NCBI's taxonomy places the organism in Eukaryota, Metazoa, Chordata, Mammalia, Rodentia, Caviidae. Gene Ontology annotation, cellular component: cytoplasm; nucleus. Gene Ontology annotation, biological process: ubiquitin-dependent protein catabolic process; protein ubiquitination; DNA damage response.
GCUUUCGGCGUUGUCCCGAGCGGCCCCGAGCUUCCUGCUGUGCCGCCGCCCGGUCCCGUGCAGGCUCUCCCGGCUUCGCUGCCUUUGCAGAGCCGGGGUACAGGUGGCCAGACCUCAGCGAGCAGCAGCACCUUCUUCUGCAGCUACUGUGUCCCGCCACAGUCUGAGGCGGGUACCAAGUCCAGAAGCGGCGGGUGGGUCGUUUCCAGCCGAGGAGGGGCUGCCGAUGCACCUGGAGCUGCUCAGCCACCUGCUCAGAGCGAGGGAGUGUUUUACUCCCCAGUACCCUGCUGCCGUCGACCUUGGCCGACACGGCCAGAUUUCUUGGGUGGUGCUGUGUGGUACGAAUGAAACCGCCCCUUAUUCGAAGCGCUUAUCUCUCAUCAGCCUUAUUUUUUUUUAAAUAUUCUUGAAACUUUCAGUGAAACAGAACUUUCUGAGAAGUGUCAUACUGUCCGGUAACAAAGCUGGUGAGAAUGGAGCUCUUCCAGUAUUUACUCAAGAGCUGUAUCCGUUUAAUUGUCCCACAUAAGGAAGAUGACAAGUAAAAAAAGUGAAUGCAAGUAAAACUUUGCCCAUCAUGUCAGCAGAAUCUGUGGAGAUUGAUGAUGCAUUGUAUAGUCGACAGAGGUAUGUCCUCGGAGACACAGCAAUGCAGAAGAUGGCCAAGGCCCAUGUGUUCCUAAGUGGUGUGGGUGGGCUUGGAGUGGAAAUUGCAAAGAAUCUUGUUCUUGCAGGGAUUAAGGCACUUACAAUCCAUGAUACAGGAAGAUGCCACACAUGGGAUCUUGGGACCAACUUCUUCCUCUGUGAAGAUGAUGUUGUUAAUGGGAGAAACAGGGCUGAAGCUGUACUUCACCGUAUUGCAGAGCUAAAUCCCUAUGUUCAUGUCACAUCGUCUUCUCUUCCUUUCAAUGAAACUACAGAUCUCUCCUUCUUAAAUAAAUAUCAGUGUGUAGUUUUGACUGAGAUGAAACUUUCAUUACAAAAGAAGAUCAACAACUUUUGCCGUUCUCAUUGCCCUCCAAUUAAGUUCAUCAGUGCAGAUGUACAUGGAGUUUGGUCACGAUUGUUUUGUGAUUUUGGUGAUGAAUUUGAAGUUUCAGAUACAACAGGAGAAGAACCAAAAGAAAUUUUCAUUUCAAACAUAACGCAAGCUAAUCCUGGUAUUGUAACUUGCCUUGAAAAUCGUCCUCACAAACUUGAGACAGGACAAUUCCUAACAUUUCGAGAAAUUAAUGGAAUGACAGGUCUAAAUGGGUGCAUACAACAAAUAACUGUGGAAUCACCAUUUUCUUUUAGCAUUGGUGAUACUACAGAGCUCGAACCGUAUUUACAUGGAGGAAUAGCUGUACAGGUUAAGACUCCUAAAACAUUUUGUUUUGAGCCAUUGGAGAGGCAGAUAAAACAUCCAAAGUGCCUUGUUGCGGAUUUUAGCAAACCUGAGGUAUCUUUGCAGAUUCACACAGCAAUGCUUGCAUUGGAUCAAUUUCAGGAGAACUACAGUCACAAGCCAAAUACUGGAUACCAACAAGAUACAGAAGAGCUGUUGAGACUAGCAACAUCUAUAAGUGAAACACUGGAUGACAAGCCUGAAGUAGAUGCUGACAUUGUGCGUUGGCUCGCUUGGACUGCUCAAGGCUUUUUGCCCCCACUUGCUGCAGCAGUCGGAGGAGUUGCCAGUCAAGAAGUCCUGAAAGCUGUGACAGGGAAGUUUUCACCUUUGUGUCAGUGGUUGUAUCUUGAAGCAGCAGACAUCGUCGAAUCCCUAGGCAAACCUGAAUGUGAAGAAUUUCUCCCACGGGGAGAUAGAUACGAUGCUUUACGAGCCUGCAUUGGAGAUACUUUGUGUCAGAAGCUACAAAAUUUGAAUAUCUUUUUAGUAGGAUGUGGAGCUAUAGGCUGUGAGAUGUUAAAAAAUUUGGCUUUACUUGGAGUUGGUACAAGCAAAGACAAAGGAAUGGUUACAGUUACAGAUCCUGACUUGAUAGAAAAAUCAAACUUAAAUAGGCAAUUCCUGUUUCGUCCUCAUCACAUACAGAAACCUAAAAGCUAUACUGCUGCUGAUGCAACUUUGAAUAUAAAUCCUCAAUUAAAGAUAGAUGCACACCUGAACAAAGUAUGUCCAGCCACAGAGGCCAUUUACAAUGAUGAGUUUUAUACUAAACAAGAUAUAAUUAUUACAGCAUUAGAUAAUGUGGAAGCCAGGAGAUAUGUUGACAGCCGUUGCGUAGCAAAUCUGCGGCCCCUCCUAGACUCUGGAACGAUGGGCACUAAGGGGCACACUGAAGUUAUUGUACCUCACUUAACUGAGUCUUACAAUAGUCAUCGAGAUCCCCCUGAAGAGGAAAUACCAUUUUGUACUCUAAAAUCCUUUCCAGCUGCUAUUGAGCAUACUAUACAGUGGGCAAGAGACAAGUUUGAAAGUUCCUUUUCCCAUAAGCCUUCAUUGUUUAACAAGUUUUGGCAAACUUACCCAUCUGCAGAAGAAGUCUUGCAGAAGAUACAAAGUGGACAGAGUCUAGAAGGCUGUUUUCAAGUUAUUAAGUUACUUAACAGAAGACCUAGAAAUUGGCCCCAGUGUGUAGAAUUAGCAAGAUUAAAAUUUGAAAAAUAUUUUAGCCAUAAGGCACUUCAGCUUCUUCACUGUUUUCCUGUGGACACACGACUAAAAGAUGGCAGUUUGUUUUGGCAGUCACCAAAGAGGCCACCUUCUCCAUUAAAAUUUGACUUAAAUGAACCUUUGCACCUCAGUUUUCUUCAGAGUGCUGCAAAACUCUAUGCUGCAGUAUACAGCGUCCCAUUUGUGGAAAAGGAUUUAACAGUAGCUGCCCUCAUGAAUAUUCUUUCAAAAGUAAAGAUUCAGGAAUUCAAGCCAUCCAAUAAGGUUGUUCAAACAGACGAAACUGCACGGAAACCAGAUCAUGCUCCUGUUAGCAGUGAAGAUGAGAGGAAUGCUGCUUUCCUACUGGAGAAGGCGAUUGCAUCUCAUGAAGCCACCAGAAGUGACCUUCAGAUGGCAGUGCUUUCCUUUGAGAAGGACGAUGACAGUAAUGGACACAUAGAUUUCAUCACAGCUGCGUCCAAUCUCCGUGCCAGAAUGUAUAACAUUGAACCAGCUGACCGUUUCAAAACAAAGCGCAUAGCUGGCAAAAUCAUACCUGCCAUAGCAACAUCCACUGCUGCAGUUUCUGGCUUGGUCACUUUGGAGAUGAUCAAAAUAACUGGUGGCUUUCCAUUUGAAGCUUACAAAAACUGUUUUCUUAACUUAGCCAUUCCAAUUAUAGUGUUUACAGAGACUUCUGAAGUAAGAAAAACUGAAAUCAGAAAUGGAAUAUCAUUUACAAUUUGGGAUAGAUGGACUAUACAUGGAAAAGAAGAUUUCACCCUCUCGGAUUUCAUAAAUGCAGUCAAGGAAAAGUAUGGAAUUGAGCCAACAAUGGUAGUUCAGGGAGUCAAAAUGCUUUAUGUUCCUGUAAUGCCUGGUCACGCAAAAAGAUUAAAGUUAACGAUGCAUAAACUUGUGAAACCUUCUACUGAAAAAAAAUAUGUAGAUCUUACUGUGUCAUUUGCCCCAGACACUGAUGGAGAUGAAGAUUUGCCAGGACCUCCAGUGAGAUACUUCUUCAGUCCCGAUACCAAAUAAAGGUGAUCUUAAAGUUACUCCACAACUACAUGGUUCUAUAAAGAGUGCACCCAAUUCAAAAGCUUAAAAAAAUCAGCUCCUAAUACUGUGGAUUUCUCUUUGAAGAAGCCUUAAUUUAAGGAAAAAUCUGUAAGAAACUAUAUUAAAUAAGUAGAAAGCAUUUUGGAACAUAAUAUAAACUUAUCUGAUGCUUCACACAUGACUGUGAUAGCAAGCAACUUUUAAUUGGAAUAUCAUUUUAUAGUACAACAAAUUUGUGUAUUAAGCUGUCUGGAAGAAAAUAAAAUAUUUAUCUGUAACAAAAAGAAAAAUAUGAAGAAAUUGAAAGUAAAGAAUGCAGCUAUCCAAACAAUUUAAUUCCACUUUGUAAAUUUCGUUUUGUUUGGUAUUUGAGACCCAUUUUUCAAUACAAAUGUUGUUCAGCACCUUGUGUCUUUCAUGUGGUUAGGCUUUAAAAAUUUAAUGUCAAUGUGAGGAGAGAGAUGAUAAUAAUAGGGGAAGAGUAGGGAUUUUAAAUUGUGUACACCUUACUGUCCUCUGCUAGUUUAAAGAGUUUAUUAUAUCUUCUCCCAAAUCAGAAUUUUAAAAAAAAAUAUCGUCAGUGUUGUAAGCCAUGAGCAAAUCAGAUGAUACACAUCAAUUUGAACUGUUAACAGUAUUAUAUGGACUCAGACAGAUCAUUCUAGAAAAUCCAAGAAUGUGAAAAGAUAAUGUGGCUAAUCAUUUGAAUAUGCCUUCUGAUGUGGAUAUUUAAUUUAUUUGGAACUUAAGAGAUUGUGAUCUCAUAUAAGGCUAGAGGUUUUGUAAAGGGAGUGUCUUCAGAAAUAUAUGAAAACUAAAAAUUAAAAAUAUCAUCACUA